Blepharisma stoltei is the source of this 609-nucleotide messenger RNA. Lineage: Eukaryota; Ciliophora; Heterotrichea; Heterotrichida; Blepharismidae. The record is from the annotation of a GenBank genome assembly.
AUGUCUGAUACCUCAAACUCUCUAGCUCAAGACCAAAUAAAAAGACCUCACAAAGGAGAAAUCCAAAUCAUUUUUGGGCCAAUGUUUUCCGGAAAGUCCACAGAACUUCUGAGAAGGGUUAACCGAUAUAUUAUAAGAGAUGAUUUAUGCUUAUUAAUAAAAACAAAAGACAACAAAUUUAACGAAAAUGAUGAAAAAAUUUACACUCACGACCAUAUGAGUUUAUCAGCAAGAUCAUGUGAUUUAUUAUUUGAGCUCGUGGAAGAUGCAGCCUUAUACGAUGUAAUAGCCAUAGACGAUGGACAAUUUUUCCCAGAUAUAAUUGAGUUUUCAGAUGAAAUGGCGAAUAGAGGAAAAGUAGUGAUUGUGGCCUGCUUAGAUUCUGAUUUCAAAAGAGAGCCAUUUGGAUGUGUCUGCCACUUGGCAGCUAAAUCAGAAAAAAUUACUAAGCUUAGCAGCAUUUGUUCAUAUUGUGGAGAAGAUGCGUGGUUUAGCGUUAGAAUAUCAGGAGAAAAAGAAGUCAAAGUAUACGGCGGAUUAGAAAAAUACCAGCCUGUCUGCAGAUCCUGCUAUUUUAUGAGAACUGGUGCUGAAUGUCUUAAUGUUUAA